AUGAUGUUUAAUAAUAUAGGGUAUCAUUUUUUACUACCCUUUAGAAAUCUCACAGCUCAAGCAAGAUUUCUACAAAUAAUAAGGCUUUUCACAUGUAUUGCCGCAUUAACAUUUAUCAUCGCAACAUUAAUAGGCUCCCUUGCUAAUAGGAAUAUAUAUAUUGCAAGAAUUAAUUGUGCCCGUUUAGAUGUUGCUCGUGGUUUAUAUAAUAGUUUGAGGAGCUCCGUGUCUUUAUCCUCAAGUAUUCUUGGCGAUUCAGAGGAUAAUGUGCUACCUGUUGAUUCAUCGUUAACUAAUUCCGAAAUAGCAGUGCUAACCUCAUAUGCUGAAAAUCAAGUUGCUGAUGCUCCCCAAUACAUUGUUACCUCCUUAUGGAGCUGGUGCUAUGGUAAUUAUAACAUCACACAACACAUGGACAGACAUGGUGUUGUUCAUAUAUCCAAGCAUAACGAUGUCCUUACUUGCUCAAAAUCGACGAAGAGGUAUAUUUUUGAUUACAAGGAUGAAUUAGAAUUGAUAGGUUUACAGAGCAUUUUAGCAUACGCAUACCAGUCUUCGGAUUUGAAUGAUAAAAAAUACGAAGAGACAAUAGCCAAAAGAAAUAAUAAAUACAAAUUAGUUCCAUCCGGCUUGAUAUUUGGAGCUAGUUCCCAGCUAGUUAUAUUAAUAUUCGGCUAUAUUUUAUACAGUAAUAGGGGCCCGGAGCAAAGCCUCAAUAAAAUUCCUGUUUUUGUGAUGAAUAUUAUAGCUUUAAUAUCUGUUGCAUCAUUUCUAAGUUUAGCUGUAUCCAGUAGUCUUGUGACUAAUUUAUUGAUCGAAAUUAGAGGUGAAAUUAAAUCUAAUUUGGGGGAUUAUGGAAUUGCGUUACAUUUUGGCGAUAUUUGGUUCCUGUUAUUGUGGUUGUCUUUUACAUUUUCAUUACUUUCAAGUGUUUCUUGGACUUUCCCUCUAUGGUGUGCCAAUCCACGGGAUUUUGAUGAAGAGGAAGAUUUUGAUGAUUUCCCUUAUGGAUCUGAUAAUAUAACUGACAACGAGGAAGCGGGAAUGUCUGACUUGAGCGGCCUUAGACGUAAUCCAAGUGUUUCAGAUAAAUAUAAUAGAUUCAACAAGACAAGCGCGAAUAUAUCUAGUGGUGUUCAGUACAAAGCAUCUGCGGAUUUUGGUGCCAAAAAUGAUAAUGAUGUUGAAGAAAGAGACUUUUCUGAUGAUGAGGACCAUGAAUACGAAACUGAUUAUGUCUAUAAUGAUACGAGUAAUAGAAAAUACGAUGCAUAUGGUGCUAGAAACGAAGACGAGUUACGAAAGCUUGGAGAAACAUUGUCAAGAAAAAUGUCCGUUCGCCGUCUAAACAGAAAUCUUUCUAAGAAAAGCCGUAAGUCAUACCUCCGUGAUGCAAAUUACCCAAUAUUUGAAGAUGAAUCAAGUAACUUAUUAUAUCACGACGUCAAUAUCAGUAACUCACAGUAUCCAAUGACCGAUUCGAUGGCUCACCAUUAUAGAGAAGAGACCUUUGAUGGCUACGUAAAUAGUCACAAGCCAACUACAAGUGCCAGCACUAUGUCUCUUGGAACGUCGAAAAUCCUAACUAGUCAUAUUAAUAAAGUUAGAGAAGAGGGUAAUAAUACGCCUACUCGUAAUGCAUCAGAUAAGUCUGUUGAUAGAAGAAAGAAUAAUAAAGAACAAGAUACAAAUUUUAGGUCUAAUUCACUACAAGAGAGACAUUUCCAGCAUAAUACUAGGAACAAUCCAUUUUUACAGAGUGAUACACUUGAAUCAUUAGAGAACAAAAGAAACUCUACAGGUGAUUCAUUUUUGAAUUUUGACGAAAUGGAAAUCCUAGACAACAACAAUUAUAUAAAUAGACUUUAA
Messenger RNA from Debaryomyces hansenii CBS767, 1869 nucleotides. RefSeq names its product Ecm7p (gene ECM7). Lineage: Eukaryota; Fungi; Ascomycota; Pichiomycetes; Serinales; Debaryomycetaceae. Gene Ontology annotation, cellular component: plasma membrane; cell cortex of cell tip. The transcript has a single exon. Bases 1 to 1869 code for a protein of 622 amino acids. Gene Ontology annotation, biological process: fungal-type cell wall organization. The record is from RefSeq and is a predicted model, not a curated record.